This is a messenger RNA of Leptopilina boulardi, 7739 nucleotides long. RefSeq names its product nuclear factor of activated T-cells 5-like (gene NFAT). Gene Ontology annotation, biological process: regulation of transcription by RNA polymerase II. The coding region runs from base 350 to 4324 and encodes 1324 amino acids. Gene Ontology annotation, cellular component: transcription regulator complex. The record is from RefSeq and is a predicted model, not a curated record. Lineage: Eukaryota; Metazoa; Arthropoda; Insecta; Hymenoptera; Figitidae. Gene Ontology annotation, molecular function: DNA-binding transcription factor activity, RNA polymerase II-specific; RNA polymerase II cis-regulatory region sequence-specific DNA binding; transcription factor binding. The transcript is spliced from 8 exons.
UUAUGAAAACACCGGUUCCCAAUUUCAAUGUAGAAUACAAAAGGGAGUGAUAAAUUUCAAUGACAAAUUUUGUUUCAUUGUUACAAUUAACCAAUUAUGUAAUGCGCAAAAUCAAGAAUUAAACAAAAUACAUACAUAUGUAUUUAAAGUGUGACGUCUCAAUGCUGCGUCAAUCAUAAUGGCUCCAAGCCAAAGAAACAUGGAAAGCAACAGAAACAUCGAGCUGGAGAACUUGCAUAAACUGGUCUGACUGGAUCUGCUUUUACAAGUGUACUUUUGGUAAAAACAAAUGGCUAACGUAUGAUGCGUAGGUGGUGUGUGUUGAAAACGUGGUUAAAAGACGUGUAAAAUGUUGUUGAAGAGCAACAAGUCAGAGAAAAGGAAUCGGAGAUAUAAUGGGAAAAACACUAAACUCUCUACCGGAAAUAGCGCAGGUGGCAUAUCGUCGUCGGUGACGGGAACAAUAACAAGAAGUUCAGUGACUUCAAACAAUCGAACUCACUCUAGUCGAAGGACAAGUCAUCAACGUCAUCCUCAUACUCAACAGCAGCAACAAUCAUCUGUCCCAUUGACAUCAUUUAACGGCCUCAUCUCCAGAAAUUCGGAUGAUCUGGCCAUUAGAACAAAUUCCACUCAGGACAUUUGUGACAAUUCAAAUGAUUCUGGCCUCGGAUUCGAGGAACGACAGCAAUUGCUGAAUAAAGUUUCUCAGGUUUGGAACGGUGUCGGUGAAGAGGAUUCAAAGAGAAGGAAAAUGGAUAUUAAGCUCGAGUCGGAGGAUGCGAAUUUUGCCUUUCCUGAAGUUGCCCCAGGAUCUGCACAGGAGACAAAAAUCUCUUCAAGAAAUGGAAUAAAUGGCAUUGGAAGUGCGAUCACACGUACGGGAAAUGGUGCAGCCGGGACAAUUGGCAGAAUUGUUGGAAUCACUAGACCACGUCCGGCCAUCGGUGUCCUUACCAAAAGGCCACCCAUCACUCAUCAAGGUCCUGUCACCCUCACUUCUCAGCUUUGCAGCAUAUCGAGGGAUGGGAAGACACAAUUGCAAAUAAUCUGUCAACCGGAACAACAGCACAGAGCACGUUAUCAAACUGAGGGAUCUCGUGGCGCAGUGAAGGAUCGUACCGGAAAUGGAUUUCCAAUAGUUCGUCUGGUCGGUUAUGACAAACCGGCAUCACUUCAAGUUUUCAUUGGUACUGAUCUUGGACGCGUUGCCCCCCAUAUGUUUUAUCAAGCAUGUCGAGUGAGUGGCAAAAAUUCAACACCCUGUGUUGAACGUAAAGUUGAUGGGACAAUAGUGAUUGAAGUGGACAUGGAUCCCGCUAAAGAUAUGAUUGUUACUUGUGACUGUGUUGGUAUUCUCAAAGAGAGAAAUGUCGAUGUUGAGCACAGGUUUCCACAGGAAGCUGGUGUCCUACAGGGUCGAAGCAAAAAAAAAUCCACACGUUGUCGUAUGGUCUUCCGUACAACAAUCACUCACGCCGAUGGCUCUUCAGAAACUUUACAAGUCUGUUCUCAGCCCAUUGUUUGCACACAACCGCCGGGUAUUCCUGAAAUUUGCAAGAAAUCUCUGACGUCCUGUCCAGCAACUGGAGGCUUAGAAUUAUUCAUUCUCGGUAAAAAUUUCCUGAAAGAUACACGUAUUGUCUUUCAAUUGGACAGUGACGAUCCUUCGACUAGUUUAGAACCGCACUGGGAAUGUGCUGUUCUUCCGGACAAGGAAUUUCUCCAGCAAACUCAUUUGGUUUGCGUUGUUCCCGCAUACAGGCGUCAAGACCUGUCACCCACAGAGACAAUUAGUGUGAGACUCUAUGCCGUGUCUUCCGGAAAAACGAGCGAACCGCACAAUUUCCUCUACACUUCAUGUUCAACUCCUCCAGAGCCUUCAGUAGGUAAAGUGGAAAUAUCAAAUCCGCCAUUAAUCCAAGGCAACGACAAUGGCUUAUCGAGUUCCUCGACGGUCUCAAGUGUCCCCACAAACACUCUAAUGACGCAAGCUGCCGUAGGAGCUUCUGGUUUUUUAACCCAACAGCAGCAGCAACAGCAACAAUCGUCGCAACAAGCGCAAACGGAAAUUCUAAAAAACAAUCCCAGUUCACCACCUGCACCGUCGCAAGUCACACCAGUUAUGAUGUGGACAUCUCAGGGAUCAAAUUGUCAGAAUUCGGCUGUGGAUGUGAUGAUGCCACCGCCGCUUGUUGCCAAUCAAUUAAUGAACAGACGGUCAUCCUCAAAUCUACAGCUAAUCCUGCCAGACAAUCUGAAGACCGAGAUACUCGACGAGAACAGUAACAGUGGAAUGCUGAGCGAUAACAGCAUAAACAGUGUCAAUGUCUCGACACCAACACACAAUGGACCUACUGGGACAAGUCCAUUGCAACAAAUUGUCAAUGAGAAUUCACGUGAUGCCUCUCAGUCUGGUCUCAUUAGAAAUGUUCAGAAUAAUGACUCCCCAGUGCAGGACGCUCUGUUGGGAGUCGUCGAUCUCAUUAGAAAUCAGCAUUCUCUAUCUAUUCCACCUCAGCAUCCAUCAUCAUUCACGGGAAUACACGAGUCAUCUCAGGUAAAAGUGCUUAGUCCACAUCACAUGAAGCAGGAUUCGAGUCCAAUUCUCCAAAGUGAAGCAAAUUCCAAUGGGAAUAUUCAAGGUGCAGGCGUCGUAGAUCUUCGAAUGAAACAUCAUCAAUCCGAGUAUGAGGCUUUGAGUAAUUACACGCCCGCCGGGCAACCAUUACCAACGCAAAGUGGACACAGUGUUGAAAAUUAUCUCAAUCAAUUGGAGGCAGCUCGACCCCUUGUACCAUCGCCAAAAGAACAGGAAUCACAGGACACAAGCUUUGUUGGUACGAUACAGCAACGAGCAUCGAUAAUUGCCACUGGUCGUCAACAAUUGCAACAGCAGACUUCAAAUUUAUUAGCGGCAACUGCAACCGCACUUAACAAGGACUCGCUCGUUACUACCAAUGGAGAAACACAUCAAAUUGUUUCACCUCUUCGAUCAGUUAAUACCAGUCCUCUCACUAUAAUGGGUCACGUGCCUCCGGUUGUCGAUCAUGUUGAAGCAUUGUCAAGUCCUCAACAAUCGACAAGGCCUAGUCCACCAGUAGCGGUGCCUGUCAAGACAAUGUUGCUGGAGGCUCUUCUUCCAAAUUCACAGCCACUUACGGUGCCUGCGAAUAAUGUUGCGGCAUCAAAUAAUGGUGUUCCCGAACCGACACCUGAAGAUAAUUUACUUACAACGAUCAACGCUGCUCUGUUGCCACCAAUUCAAGAGGCACCAAUUGUAUCAGCUCCCAAUUCAUCUAACGGCACUGUCAGCGUUCCUUCACAAAUUCCACUACAGGUCUCGAGUGAGGUAAUGCCACGAUCAACGGAUCAUUUGCAGCUGCAAACUCUAUCGCAACAAAGUGUGGUCACAAUGCAACGUCAAGUUCAACAAGUUGAGCAGGUAGUGGCGCAAGCCCAGCAACAAGUGGAGCAAGUGGUCGCUCAAGCCCAACAACAAGCAGUUCAAGCGGUGCAACAAGCGCAACAACAAGUAGUGCAGCAAGUUUUUCAACACGCUCAAGUUGUUCAGCAAGCCGUGCAGCAGGUUCAAGCUGUACAACAAGUACAGGCGGUACCUGCCUUCCAGCAGGCUGUUCAGCAAGCAUCCCAAGAAGUUGUACAACAAGCCGUUCAACAGGCAACGCAAGAAGUCGUGCAACAAGUACAAGCCGUUCAGCAAGCCGUUCAACAAGCGCAAGCGGCUCAAGCAAUGCAACAAGCCGUUCAACAAGAUAUUGGCUCGAUGCUUAAUCAACCUGCGGGUUUCGUUGCGGAAGCAAGUUCAGCGCUUGCCAGUGGUGCUGCUCAGGAACCAUCACAGCAGAGACUUACCACAGCUGCCGAACAGGCAAUUAAUAAUGUCAUCACUAAUGCCACUCAAGAUAUUAUUAAUAAUAAGCCAAUAACCACAACCACGGCACACGCAAUCAUUGCAACCAAAAAUAUUUUAAAUAGUGUUGCAACACAAAGCGCUCAGCUUAUGAAUAGCGCAAUGGAAGGAAUUCUACCGAAAUCGCCAUCAAGUCAGGGUAAUAUUGUUGAUCAAACGGCAAAUAAAUCUCCACCAGGUACAGUAUCAAUGCCAGUGGUGGCAUCCAAUCGACAAAAUGUAAAUCCUAAUAUGCAAAAUGCCACGGCCGCUACAAAUAAUCCUAAUAAUGUGAGAAAAUCCGAAGACACUGGCUUACUCUCUCAGGAAUUAACUUCAAUGUCAGAGCACGAUCUUUUGAGUUACAUAAAUCCUAGCUGUUUCGAUCCUCAAGGAGGUUUUCUUAUGUAGAAUGUCAUCGGAACUGUGUCCUUAAAUUGUAAGGUAUAACCAAUUACUAUUAUUAUCUUAAUUGAAAUCUCAAAAAAAAACAAAUUCAAGGUGGCCACCCAACCGGCAUAUAAUCGGGACAAAUUUGAAUCGAAUAAAAACCAGAAGAAAGCAGGGACUUUAAUAUUAUUUUGGGAGAAAUUUUUUUUAUAUUUUGCUCCUUUAUUGAUUUAUUAUUUAUUUGAAAUAUAUAAACAAUCAGAUUAAUAUUUUUUACCAGAUAAAAUUUUCUCAUACUGCUUAUACAACUUAAAAUAUACUACAUUUUUAGAAACAGGAUAUUCAGUGGUAAUUAUUUUUCAUAACUACACAUUACAUCAAAAUAGAGGGUUUUUUUUUUUUUUUUUUUUUGCAGAAAAAAUUCUGUCGAAAAACCGGGAGACAACGCUAAUUUCCAUCGAGAGAACCGGAAAUCAAAUAUCCUGAAAAUAGUGGCCACCCUGAAAUGAACUUGAGAUAAAAUUAAUUAAUUAAUUUAAAUGUUUUACAAAUUGGAUUUUGUCAAAAACAAACAAAAGAAAUUGACAUAUAAUUUACACAAUUGUAAAACUAUUUAUAUUAAUUAAAUUAAAUUUUUAUUCAAUUUUCAUAAAUUUAAAUUGGAUUUUUAAUUAAUUUUGAAUUCAAAUCCAUUUAAAUCAGUUUGAAUUUGAUCAAUUUCAAUUAAUUUAAAAUUAAAUUAGUUUAAAAAGUGAAGAGAACUUUGUCUUGAAUUUUUUUCGAACUGGCGAAAUAUUCUGUUUAUUAUAGUUUUUUUUGUAACGGCCAAAAUAUUACAUUUAGAUACAUAUAUUUAUAUGUAUUUAGAAAAAAUUCUUUAUAUCAAAACAAUGUGUAACUGUAUUACAAAAAGUACAUAAGACUAGUUAAAUAACAAUUUUUAGAAAUUUUUGAAGAAAGUUUUUGAGAUAAUGUUCGUUAAUUUCUUGAAUUCUUUUUGAAUCAAUUUUAUUAUUAAUUCUUAUUAAUAAUCUGCCAAUAAGAGGAAAAAGUAAUUUCUCUACCUGCAAAACAAACAUUGACAACUAUUGCAACUGUAUAUUGAAAUAUCUUUAGAAAUUGAAAAUCCUAAUUUCAUUAAUACUUUAUUUGUAUAUACAUAUUAUCUUGAAAGAUUUGCAAAUUAUUUUGAAAAAUAAGUUUGAUACACAAUUUGAAAUAUUCUAAUUAACAUCUGUUCAAAAUGUUUAUUUCACUAAAUUUUCAUUAUCAUUCAUUGCUAUUUAAUCUAAUUAGCUUUCAAAUAAAUUAUAUUUUUCAAGUUUUUUUUUUUAUAAGAAAAUUAAAAAUUAUGAACAUUUAAUUUAAAACCUGUGGAUGUUAAUACAAAUAAAGUUGAUAUAAUUUUUUUUACAAUUUAAGGAACAUGAUUUCGAAAAAUACAGGAUUUUCAAAAUUUAAUGACCUCUAAACUCUGUUAAACUUGUUAUAAAUAUGUUAAGAUUGAUAUUGUAAAAUAAUGGGGAUUCAGUUUGAGUUGAGAUGUAGUGAAAAAGUAAUUAAUCGUUAUCUUUUGUUUCUUUAAGAAAAAAAUAUCUGAAUAGAAUUUCAGACAAACUUUUUUUUCAAAUUAUCAAAGAACAAAUUUUUUUUAUCUUUCUUAAAUGAUAAAAUUUGUCGUCAAAGAUAUUUUUUUUAUUUUGGCGAAUGUUCCAGCGAGAUUUCACUUUGACUAUUCGUGAAGAAUUAUAAUAUUCUUAAGUAAGACGGGCGCUUAAGUGCGCGACAGUUAAUUUUUUUCUCAUACUUUAUUAUUAUUAUUAUUAUUAUUAUUAUUAUUAUUAUUAUUAUUAUUAACUUGAAAAUGUUACGUUAAUUAAUUUAAAUUUCUUCGUGCCAGAACAACCAGGUGCCUUUGCAAAGCGAAAUGUCUGUUUUUUUCGCUUAUAUGGAUAUUAAGUUUUUAAGUCAAAGAAACUAUUAAUAUAAAUUAAUAAUUGAUAUCCUUACUGACCCCACUCAACGGAAAAAAUACUUUGUACAGAGCAGCUAAAAAUUGAGUGAAGCCAAUUUACGAUAACCGUAUCUUGAUAAGGAAGUAAUUCUGUGAAUUAUUGAAGGCUUCUUUGACUUGAUUUCAUUACAUAUAAUGGAUCAUUUUGUUGUUUUUAUUUUAUUCGGUACUCGGCUUCAAUGCGAGCUUAGUCAUAGUGUUGUGCCUUUUUUUAUUUGCGUACGAUACUUAUACGUAAUUUACGAAUAAAUUGGAUGUAAAAGCGAAAAAAAAAGAAAUCUUUAUAGUGAAAAAAAAGUACUUUUUCUUAAAGUUUACUUUUCGUUUGUGAUGAUUAAAAGAAAAAAUAGUUAUUCUUUUUAAGAAGUUUAGUUAAAAAUAAAGUUAUUAAUUCAUUUAGAAAUCAAAUUUGUGAAAAAUUCAUUAUUUAUUUCGAUAUUAUAUUUUAUUGGAAAAAUUUAUAUUUUGUUUUUUUUCGAAUCAUUUUAUGAUUCAUGUCUUUACGUUUGUAUAUUUAUUAUUUAGAAAAAGGAAAAAUACAAUUAUAGCUUUAAGAAAUUUUGAAGAAAAUAUAUUAAAAAAAUUAUCAUAUAAAAUGUGAUGCAAAUUAAAAAAAAUUGUUAUUUCUAUUCGUUUCUACAUUCAAUUGUUAUGAAUUAUUGAAAUGUUUUGUUAUUAAUUAGUGCACUGAGCCAACUAUGUGAUUAUGUUGAUGUUAUCAACGAUUAGCAAAGAAAUAUAACAGAUUAUAUUGCAUGUAAUUGUGAAAGAAUGGUUAAUGAAAUUAUAUAUGAAUAUAAAAAAAAAUAUAUAUAUAUAUAUAAAUAUAUAAAUAUAUAAAUAGUUAUACAUAUAUAAUUAUAAAUAUAUUUUGUACGUCUACCCAAAGAGAGAAAAAAAACAUUCAUGUUAGCGUAAAAGUGAGCUUAUCAAAGAUUUUAACGAGGUCCAUUUUUGCAUAUACAUAUAAUAUAUAUAUAUAUAUUUUCAUAGUAUGAAAAUUACUUUCUUUUCAGACGCUUCUAAAAAAGCAGUCAGCGUCAUUUAAUUAAAACAAAAAAAGGAAAUAAAAAAAAAAUUUUUUUAAAAGAAACCUAUAUUUUAUAUAUAAAACAUUGAAUAUAAUUGGUGCAACUUUCUAUUGAAGUAUAUACAUAUAUUUUUUAUCUGUCACGAAAAGAGUAGUAAAAUUACUCAAUGUAAUAAUUAUAAUCUUGAGUGUGUGCGCACGCCCCAUAUGUGAAGUAAAAAUAUCCAUUAAUUAGUGUUGUUAAAAUAUUCUUGGUAUGAAAAUGAAUGCUAUGUCUGUUAAUCUAUACAUCAAUAAUCGCAACGUUUUACUUUUUUGGAAAAUGAAUCCAUCAACAUGUAUCAUCAAUAAUAAUAUAAUUUUAAUAAAUGUUUCGAAAAUAUAAACUAAAA